GAGUUCGCGGCGGGUCGCCGCAGUCACUCACCUGGACGCCUCGGUCUGAGCGCGCACGGCCUGCGCGUCCUCCGCCCGCCAGUCCGCCUGCCCGUGACCCAUGUCCCGCCGCAAGGCCGGCUGCACGCCCCGCCGAAUAGACCCCGCGCCCGCCGCCAACCCAGACGACGAGACGGAGAUGCCAGACCUCGUCAUCUGCAUGAAGCCCGAGCCGGACGCGCGGCCCCUACAGGCCCCGGGGCUGGGGCCCUUCAACCCGAAGGAAGUGCCCGCGCCGGGGCUGUCGGAAGGCGAACACCGCCACCCCCACGGCCCCGUGCCCGCCGCCGGCCUCAUCCACGCUCUCGGCCUGCGCAGCCAGUGCGCGGCGUGGACGCCGCUGACCCCGAACCCUCAGGACCGCCAGCCGUGGACCGACAAACACCCAGAUCUGUUGACCUGUGGCCGCUGCACGCAGACCUUCCCAUUGGAGGCCAUCACUGCUUUCAUGGACCACAAGAAGCUGGGCUGUCAGCUCUUCAGAGGCCCCAGCCCCAGCCAGGGCUCAGCACGGGACGACCUGAAGGCUCUGAGCUGCCUCCGCUGCGGCCGGCAGUUCACCGGGGCCUGGAAGCUGCUGCGCCACGUCCAGUGGGACCAUGGACUGUCCAUCUACCAGACGGAACCCGAGCUCCCGGAGGCCCCUCUCCUGGGCCUGGCCGAGGUGGCCGCGGCCGUGUCGGCUGUGGCGGGGCCGGAAGCCGAGGCCAAGGGCCCCCGGGUGGGGCACCCCCGGCGGAGCCCCACCUGCCCCGUGUGCGCCAAGACCCUCAGCUCCUUCAGCAACCUCAAAGUGCACAUGCGCUCGCACACGGGCGAGCGGCCCUAUGCCUGCGACCAGUGUCCCUAUGCCUGCGCCCAGAGCAGCAAGCUCAACCGCCACAAGAAGACCCAUCGGCAGCUGCAGCCCCAGAGCCCCUGCUCAGCCGGGUCCAGCCAGGAGCCGGCCUCCGCUGCCCCUCCAGAGCCGGCCGCCCAUGCCGCCGCCCCAGCCAGUGCCCUCCCGUGCAGCGGCGGCGAGGGGGCUGGGGCCGCCGCCACGGCGGGUGUCCAGGAACCCGGGGCCCCCGGCGGCGGGGCUCAGGCGGGCCCCAGCGGGGACGGCUGGGCAGUGGCCACCAAGGAGCAGAGGACUGACCCCGCCAAGACCCAGAAGACGUCACCCAAGAAGGCGCCGAAGGCGGUGGGCAAGAGCCGGGGCCCCGGGCCCGGGGGCAGCUGCGAGUUCUGCGGCAAGCACUUCACCAACAGCAGCAACCUGACGGUGCACCGGCGCUCGCACACGGGCGAGCGGCCCUACGCCUGCGAGCUCUGCUCCUACGCCUGUGCCCAGAGCAGCAAGCUCAACCGCCACCGCCGCAUGCACGGCCUGGGGCCCGGCAGCCCCCGCUUCGAGUGCCCCCACUGCUGCGUGCCCUUCGGCCUGCGGGCCACGCUGGACAAGCACCUGCGACAGAAGCACCCCGAGGUGGGCGGGGACGCCUGAGCAGCAGGGCCGCCCCCCCACGCUGUCCCUGGUGCCAGUUAACCACGUCUGUGACCUCUUUGUCCUUCCCCUGAGAGUAAAUCCUCCCCCAGCUCCA
This is a messenger RNA of Phacochoerus africanus (Common warthog), 1622 nucleotides long. RefSeq names its product zinc finger protein 296 (gene ZNF296). The transcript is spliced from 3 exons. Gene Ontology annotation, biological process: regulation of transcription by RNA polymerase II; negative regulation of dendrite development. Gene Ontology annotation, cellular component: nucleus. NCBI's taxonomy places the organism in Eukaryota, Metazoa, Chordata, Mammalia, Artiodactyla, Suidae. Gene Ontology annotation, molecular function: DNA-binding transcription factor activity; RNA polymerase II cis-regulatory region sequence-specific DNA binding. The record is from RefSeq and is a predicted model, not a curated record. The coding region runs from base 101 to 1525 and encodes 474 amino acids.